AUGUCUGGCCUCGAGGCCUUCGCUGUCGCGGCUAGUAUCAUACAGGUCGCAGAGUUGGGCACUAAACUAUCUGUCCAAUUAUUCUCCUUCUACCGACAAGUCAAAAGUGCCAAUGAAUCUAUACAGCUCCUAUCAAACGAGAUCGCACUUGUCAGUGCCAUUUUGCGUGAACUGGGUGACAGCUUGCAAGAUGAGGGGUCAUCAAAGCUCUGUUCGGAUGAGGCACUUCAGACUCUGAGCCGUGUCCUAAAUCAGUGUCGGGACGUGCUUGGACAGAUCCAGAGAGUGAUUGACUCUAACAACCAGACUGGCCAGAUUCGAAGGAAUAACAAUAAAGCUCGAAUCGGAUCCGAUGAAGCCGUGGAUAAUAUUGAUUCUGCUGAGCUCAAGGAAUACAACAUUCUUAUAGAAAGCAUGCUUCGUAAGGUCGACUUGUGCAAAUCCAAGCUUGAAGAUAGCCGCCACUUACGAAUCAAAAACGGUGUCUUGAAUAUCCACUCCGGAGAAAUCGUGCGAUCCCAAUUGGAACACGGUCCCUCUAUUCAUAUCGAUCCUUUACUUUUUGCCGAGCAAAAAACCGAGAAAAGUAUUUCAAAGCGAACACCUGCAGUAUACUCCUCCAGCGCCACGUCAGAAGAAUAUAUGCUCCCAGUGGAUAAAACCUGCUAUUAUGGGUAUCGGGGGCCACAGAUAUCUUUCGAUUCCGCAGGAGACGACGAGAUGCCCGAGUUUGGGGCCGAGCCCAAGCCUAGUAGAUUCCAACCCAGAGCAUCAAAACGUUCUACACAUCGCCGUUCCUUACCCCCAAACGAUGAAACUAAUGUAGAGUUUCAUUUCGACGAGCGCAGUGGGCGCCUUAGGAAAAGAUUUCAAGGCCGUGGCGGAUCUAACAAGCGAAAACAGGUCGCAUAUGUCAACGCAGAUGACACCGUGACCAAGAAAAAUGACGAGGGACGUGAUUCCAACAAUGAAUCACAAGAGAUACCACCUAUCCUUACAGCCAGCCCCCAGGAGAGUGGGAUAUUUGGGCAUCGUGUUGAUGAUUGUGAUGAUGAUGGUGAUGAUAUUCAUCAGGAGACAUUUUCAGAAAACUUCUUGCUACCAGGCAAUCUAGAAGACUUGUUGGCGAAGUGGACAACCCUUGACGGAAGUGAAAUCCUGCGUGGCAAAUUGAUGGCAUUUUAG
Messenger RNA from Penicillium griseofulvum, 1185 nucleotides. RefSeq lists its product as uncharacterized. The transcript is spliced from 6 exons. Bases 1 to 1185 code for a protein of 394 amino acids. Gene Ontology annotation, biological process: regulation of DNA-templated transcription. Lineage: Eukaryota; Fungi; Ascomycota; Eurotiomycetes; Eurotiales; Aspergillaceae. The record is from RefSeq and is a predicted model, not a curated record.